Morone saxatilis (striped sea-bass) is the source of this 1242-nucleotide messenger RNA. RefSeq names its product transmembrane protein 109 (gene tmem109). Gene Ontology annotation, biological process: cellular response to gamma radiation; intrinsic apoptotic signaling pathway in response to DNA damage by p53 class mediator. The coding region runs from base 1 to 888 and encodes 295 amino acids. The transcript is spliced from 3 exons. NCBI's taxonomy places the organism in Eukaryota, Metazoa, Chordata, Actinopteri, Moronidae. The record is from RefSeq and is a predicted model, not a curated record.
AUGGACACGGUGGAGGACUACAAGUACAUUGACAAUAAACUGGGCUACCUCUACAGGAAGGGGCUCUAUUUUCUGAGGCGGCGGAGGUCCUUCAACAUCUGCCGGACCAUGCUGAGGAUGUUCUAUGAGUCCGUGGUGGCCAGUGCUAUCCUGUUUGCUGUUGUCUACUGGGGAAGCAGGUUGAGGGUAGCGGACGCUAACAGACUCAAUAAACUGAUUCGCAAGGCCAGUGAUGCUGUGGGAGUGGAGCUGGACUCUUUACAGCAGUGUCAGAGAGGAGGACGCUGUCCAAGCUUCAAACCAUCUUGGACAAUGUCUCCCACCCACUCCAUAAUGAAUUCUGCCGAGAUGCACCACAGAGCGCCACAGGAACACUCACUGUCCUUCCACCGCUCUCUCCUCCAGGCUUUCUCUCAGGUUCUGGGCGUUGUGGCAGGAAGUUUGGCCGGGGGUCUGAACGUGCUCCUGCAGUAUGUUUCACACUUCCUGCAGGCUGCUGGAGUCCAAGGUGGCAUUCCCAUCAACAAGGUGACCCCAGAGGGCCUGAUAUUUGUGGUCCAGUGGGUUCUUGUGGCUCUUGUUAGCUACUGGCUGCUCUCCCUCGCCUUCCGAUUAGUUGCCUCAACUGUGAGGCGGACCCUGUGGCUGCUGAAGGUGAGCAUGGCUUUUGCCUGUUUCGGACUCAUCCUGAGCGACCGCAGCGUGGAGACGGAAACCAUGGCCAUCCGAUUGGCCAUCCUGGUGUGCGUCUGUGUCCUGUUCGGUGUCGGGACUUCGAGGAGCCAGCCUUCUAGUGCGGCUGAUAAAACCGCUCACCUGGAGGAGCAAGUGAGGAUCCUGGAGAGAAGGCUGAGAGAGAUGGAGAGGUGGAGGAGGACAGAGGAGUGAAUUGAGAGAAGUGUUUGUCUGUCGUCUUCCUAUAGCUGGCGCCACACGAGGGAGCGCUGCUGUCCUUCGGGGCCUCUGGAACUUCAAGGAAUGUUUUUACAGUUUUGUGGUUUUGUACGUGUUCCAAAAGUUAUUAUUACUCGUGAUUUUUUCAUUUUAAUUAAUAUUAUUACUUCCUGGAAGCAGUGAUUUGCAUUUUACAUGUUUUUAUUUUUUUACUGCUUCUUUUUUUUAAAUGGAAAUUUGAUCCUGUGUGAUGUGCUGCAGUGGGAAGGUGCAGAGGAUGAAACGUUUUCCGUCCAGCGCUCUAACCGUCCUUUUACCACAUUAAAGACACAUUUAGAGAAAUACUUA